UUGACGUGGCCGAAGUCCACUUCUGCCAAAUGAAUCAAGUGGGGGUUGUUAUAAGCACCCCCACUUCCGUGAUUUGGAAAACCCGUGACCCCUCUCCAUCUUCUUCCCAAAAUACUAGGGUUUGCACCCAUCUCCUUGUUAUCCAUCCUUCAGAUCAUCUCCAUCUACCGGCUUCAUCUUCACUAGCAAGGGUUUGAACUCAUCUCCUUGUGCGACAUUCGAUCAUCUCCAUCUACCGGUGCUUUAUCCUUCCGAUCAUCUUCAUCUCCACUCCAAGAUGUCUACUUGUUGAUACUCGCCAUGUGUCCGUUGAGGAGCAACUUGCAAUAUUCCUACACAUAGUUGGGCAUAACACGAAGAACUGAACAGUGAGGUUAGAAUUUCUUCGAUCAGGAGAAACUAUCAACAGAUAUUUUAACAAUGUCAUUUGUGCUAUUUGCGUUGUACGUGAUGACUUUGUCCUACCUCCCAAUAGCAAUUGUCACUCGGACAUAGAGAAUAAUCCUAAUUGGUACCCGUUUUUUAAAGAUUGCAUUGGGUUGUUGGAUGGCACACAUAUUGAAGCGUCCAUCCCUCCCUAUGAAAUACCCCGGUUUUGUGGUCGAAAGGGAAUUACUCAAAAUGUGUUGCCUGUGGUGAAUGUGGAUUUAAAGUUUACAUAUGUCCUAGCUGGAUGGGAGGGAUCUGCAAAUGAUUUCACUGUCUUAAGGGAUGCAAUAUCUCGCCCUCAACCACAGGGGCUAAAGAUUAUAGAAGGAAAAUAUUAUCUCGUUGAUGCCGGAUGCACCACUAUGAAUGGUUUCAUAGCUCCGUAUUGCAGAGUAAGAUACCAUCUUAAGGAAUAUAGUGGAAGGCCGCCAACAAACCCUAAAGAAUUGUUCAAUCUUAGGCAUUCAAUGCUACGAUCACAGGUUGAACGAGCAUUUGGUAUCUUAAAGAAUCAUUUCAAGAAUCUUAGCUCGCGGCCAUUUUUUCCAUUCAAAACACAAGUAAGGAACAUGGAGGGCGGCACUUCGAAGGCUGCCACCAAACGUGGAACACCUAACAAGCGUUGGAAGCCUGAUUUUGAUAAUGUUUUAAUACCUGUUUUGGUAGAGCAAGUGAGACAGGGUCUUAAAUGUGACAAAUCAUUUAAGCGGGCUGCGUUCGGACAUGCUGCAAGUGCCGUGAAUGCAAGAUUUAACACUAAUUUCACCCCAGAGAAUGUGGAGAACCAUUAUCGGACGCUAAAAGUAAGGUACAUGGAAAUUAAGAAAGCGAGGGACUUGAGUGGGGCAGAUUGGGAUGACAAAAACAAGGUGAUCAUUCUCGACCCACUUGUGGCCUUCACGUACACUGAGGCACACCCGGGUGCAAAACCAUUCAUCAACAAGCCCAUUGAGAACUAUGAAGGGCUUAGGAUAAUUUGUGGCGAAGAUAGUGCAACAGGUUCUUACGCUGCUUCUUUGUUUUUAGAUUUUGCAGACAAAUCUGAAAAUGAAGGAACCGACAAUGACAAUGGUGAAUCAGACCCUGUUGAUAUUGCUAGUGAUGUGGAAGGUGUAUUUUACAUGGCAAUGAUGACUACAUAAGAGUAAAGCAAUACACUCAGGCCAGUUUCCCUUUUUGCCUCUACAAAUAAACAGGUGUAGUGGCGGGGCAAUUGAGGGGUGAAGACCCUUCUCUUGCAGCCACAUGCCUUUGAAUUUCAUAGUGGUUUGAGUUUUUGGUUUUAUCAAAUAGAUUCCAUCAUGAGAAAGGUUCUCUAUGACUUUUUUCCCUUAAAUUUUAUUUUGUCGUGGUCAUUUUGCUGCAACUUUUUUGAAUUUGUUUUUUGGUGAAAAAAUUUAGAUUUUUAAUUGUUUUUUAAAUGAAUUGGGAGUAGUUUUCAUUUGUGAUUUUAAUGUGGGAAAGGGGUUUUAGAUUUUUAGUUUUCUUGUUAUUCUUGUAAUUUAUUUGUAAGUUGCAUUGGAGAGCUGAAAUUUCAUUUCUUAAGCUAGAGAGCUUGGAUCUUUUCAGUGGUUUUACUAAAGUUUGGGAUAAUUGUAAAAGGUCUUUGAGUUUUGAAUCUCAAGUUUGCAAAUGUUUUGUGUGUAUAUUUUAGAUUAAUUUUUAUCCAUUUGAAGAGUGUCUUAUUUUCAUUAUUAUUCAUACGUCAAUGUUUAUUUUCAAUGUUGUCUUGGAACUUUUGUUGUGUUACCUGUGUUUAUUGAGGUUUUGGUUUUCAACAGUAAGGGAUUACAGUCAUGAAAUGGUAUGUAUGGCGAGGCAACUUGGAGGCAUGCUUGCCACCGUUGCUGCCUGCUUGAUCCAUUAUUUUUUUUUCCCUACAAUUAUUUUCAACUUUUCCCAUUGUGGGUUUAGUUUGUUACUCAUGUGUGUUGGUUUUGGAGGCAAAAAGGAUCUACCAAUGCCGAUGAAGUGAUGAUGUAUAUGUUUACUUUUUUGUGAGACCUGAGCCAUGACCGAACAUCAACUGGUGUUUGCUUGUGAGGUCGGACUACUCUGUGGAAGCAUGAAGUGCACAUGGAAUUCCUCUCCUUUGACGAAAGUAUUGGUAGUUGUAUUUUAUUGUCCAAGUAAAUAAUUUGUACUCUCUUAAACUUUGUUAAACAAUAUUACCGGUCAUGGUUCAGUGACUGUAGCAAAUAAAGCAUAUAUUUAUAUGA
Messenger RNA from Dioscorea cayenensis subsp. rotundata (Guinea yam), 2648 nucleotides. RefSeq lists its product as uncharacterized. The coding region runs from base 792 to 1571 and encodes 259 amino acids. The record is from RefSeq and is a predicted model, not a curated record. The transcript has 8 exons. NCBI's taxonomy places the organism in Eukaryota, Viridiplantae, Streptophyta, Magnoliopsida, Dioscoreales, Dioscoreaceae.